Molecule: messenger RNA, 6741 nt
Organism: Malaclemys terrapin pileata
Lineage: Eukaryota; Metazoa; Chordata; Testudines; Emydidae
Product: ATPase family AAA domain-containing protein 3-like
Exons: 16
Coding region: 35-1837 (600 amino acids)
Biological process (GO): mitochondrion organization
Cellular component (GO): mitochondrion
Molecular function (GO): ATP binding; zinc ion binding; ATP hydrolysis activity
Source: RefSeq, a predicted model, not a curated record
CGUGUGGCUGGCUCCCGGCGGCGGCGCGGGUUCCAUGUCGUGGUUGUUCGGCCUGAACGGGCGGUCUCCCCCCGUGGCGGGGGACGGGGGCACGGGCGGGGCGGGCAUGGCUCUGCCGCCCUCCGUUGGCGGCCCCGCAGCGGGGGACGGAGCCGGGGACCGGCACACGCCCAAGGACAAAUGGAGCAACUUUGACCCCACCGGGCUGGAGCGGGCGGCCAAGGCGGCCCGGGAGCUGGAGGCCUCCCGCCAUGCAAAAGAUGCUCUUAAUCUUGCUCAGCUGCAGGAACAGACAUUGCAAAUGGAGCAGCAGUCCAAAAUUAAGGAAUAUGAGGCAGCCAUUGAACAGCUGAAGAAUGAACACGUCCGGGUACAAGGAGAUGAGAAAAGAAAGACACUAAGUGAAGAAACCAGACAGCAUCAAGCGAGGGCCCAGUAUCAGGACAACCUGGCAAGGCAGCGCUAUGAAGCGCAGCUGCGGCAGCAGCAACUCCUUAAUGAAGAGAACUUGAGGAAGCAGGAGGAAUCCGUGCAGAAGCAGGAAGCGAUGAAGCGAGCCACUGUGGAGCGGGAGAUGGAGUUGCGGCACAAGAAUGAGAUGCUGCGUAUCGAAGCAGAGGUGCGAGCCCGCGCAAAGGCUGAGCGUGAGAACGCAGACCUCAUUCGGGAGCAGAUCCGCCUGAAAGCUGCUGAGCAUCGCCAGACAGUGUUAGAUUCCCUCAAGACAGCGGGUACGUUGUUUGGAGAAGGAUUUCGUGCCUUUGUAACAGACUGGGAUAAAGUUACAGCCACGGUGGCAGGUCUGACCCUGCUGGCAGUGGGGAUUUACACGGCCAAGAACGCUACUGGGGUUGCAGGGCGGUACAUAGAAGCUCGUCUGGGCAAGCCCUCCCUGGUGAGAGAGACCUCGCGCAUUACUGUGCUGGAGGCACUCAAGCAUCCUAUCAAGAUUGGCAAGCGUCUUACCAGCAAGGCUCAAGAUGCUCUUGAAGGAGUUGUUCUCAGCCCCAAGCUGGAGGAGCGGGUGAGAGACAUUGCCAUAGCAACACGAAAUACAAGAAACAACAAAAGUUUGUACAGGAAUAUCCUUAUGUACGGCCCGCCUGGUACUGGGAAGACUCUCUUUGCCAAGAAAUUAGCCAUGCAUUCAGGCAUGGAUUAUGCCAUCAUGACAGGUGGCGAUGUCGCCCCCAUGGGGCGGGAAGGAGUUACUGCCAUGCACAAAGUCUUUGACUGGGCUAACACAAGUAAGAGAGGUCUCUUGCUGUUUGUAGAUGAAGCAGAUGCAUUCCUACGGAAGAGGGCAACAGAGAAAAUCAGUGAAGACCUAAGAGCGACAUUGAAUGCAUUUCUGCACAGGACGGGACAGCACAGCAACAAGUUUAUGCUUGUUUUAGCAAGCAACCAGCCCGAGCAGUUUGACUGGGCCAUCAACGACCGAAUCGAUGAAAUGGUGAACUUUGACCUACCACAGUUACAAGAGCGGGAGCGUCUUGUGAGGAUGUAUUUUGAUAAGCACGUCUUGAAGCCUGCCACAGAGGGGAAACAGCGUCUAAAGCUGGCCGAGUUUGACUACGGGAAAAAGUGUUCUGAGAUUGCCAAGUUGACAGAGGGCAUGUCUGGCCGAGAGAUCUCCCAACUCGCCGUGGCGUGGCAGGCUGCAGCCUAUGCAUCCGAGGACGGCGUCCUGACCGAGGCCAUGAUCGACGCCCGCGUUGCCGACGCGGUGCAGCAGCACAAGCAGAAGAUGGAGUGGCUGAAAGCGGAGGGCACAGACCCGAGCAAGGAGGCUGGCAAGAGCCAACGGCUGCCUCUCCCCGUGGAGCCGGCUGUUUGAGAAGCUGCAGACUGGUGUGCGGGGGGAGGGCGGUGGGGAAUGACGUCGGAGGGUCGGUUGGCCGGCCGUGUUGGUGGAAUCAUGUGCUGGAGAUGGGCGCCCAGUGGUGCCAGCCAUGCAGAGAUGGGAGCUGCCCAGGCCCUGCCCUCUUAAUUUUAUACUUUUAGGGAACACCAGAAAUAAAUGUCUUUUAAAGCAGGCUGAAGAAGCCGCCACAUUAAAGGAGCCCCCUUGCCACAAAGCCAUUGCCUCGCUGCUAGUCUGUGGCCUUUCUCCUGAGAGCACCGAAGUCAACCCCCUCUGUCUGCCAUUGGACCCCUUGUGAAAGCCAGCAGCCAGGCCGUGUGGGCACCCGGGAAUCGCCGUGCCCUCUGGCUGAGGCACACCCUGCUGGCUGACCCGAGGGGUGUUCCCCGGCAGUGUGGAUCCCUCAGCUCCGGCUCAUUCACGUCUUGCCCCUGGCAUCCCCGGUGCAAAUGCACCCCAGGCUCCCCAUCCCGCUGCCUGGGCUGUGGGUGGAGCUGGGAGGGGUCAGUGCAGGCUCCCAUUGGUGGCUAGGCCGUGUCUCCGGGAGGAAAGCUCCUGUGAGUGCUGCCGUUUGGCUGCAUGCCCUGCUGGGUGGUGGGGUGACGGAUGGGCCUAUGCUGGGGUUAUGGUGUUUGCAGGUAAAACAAAUCCCUUGUUGAGUGAUUCUCCCUUCCCUGGUGGAAAGCUGGGGCCUCCCUCCCUCACACUAAGCACGAAUAACCGAGGAAAUCACUGGUGCUGGCGGCUUCCCUCCUCCCGUUCCACAUGGGCACCUCUCCAAGUGUCUCGCGGGCUGGCCCGCCUGGUGGCUGGAAACAGCUGCGGGGCUGCUGCCUGUCCUGGGAGCAUUGCUGGCAGCAGCACGGCACAGCAGCUACGUGCUUCUGCCAUGGCCGAAUCUCCCCACAGUGUGUCCCUUCUGCACACCAAACGCUGCUGCGACAGCGCCAGGCUUGCCCCGAGCCGCCCGGAGAGCAGCAGGACAUUGUGCUCUCCCCGGGCAGGACCCAUUGUGUGGCUGAGUUUUAACACUUAUGGCAUGGGUGCAGCGUCCCUGCGCAGGGAGUGUCACACCUGGUGUGAGAUCAGCCGGGGCAAACCCCACAAAAUCCCCCAGUAGCAGAGAGCUGUGUAGAACAAAAUUCCUCCCUUCACACGGGGCACCGUAGAAUAAACCUGCCUGGGCCUUGCCUUGGAGUUCACAUGGCUGUUUGGAUCGAGUAGAUCAGCUGGCACCUGCAUUCCCCAUAGCAGCGAUCUUAGAGGCAGCCCUUGGACUCAGAGCAAGUGGCCAAUGUGGCCUAUGGGGGGACACAGUGCGGUGACCCUGUGCUAAAAUGAUAGUGCCUCUCGCAGAUGACGGCCAGUGCUAAGGGAUUGACUGGUUCCCUGCUGCCAGAGCGCACGUUCCUGGGAGAUGCUGUGUCCAUCCAGCCUCUUGCUGCCCUGUUCGGUUAGGGAGCAGUGAAGGCUUUGACGUGGAUUUUGUUUCCAUGUAAUUCUGCCCUCCAAGGAGUCUCCGAGCUGGUGGGUCCUAGUAAACAGGUGGCCACGGCAGAAAAAGCACCAGCCCCACUGGCAAAGGAUUGACCUGGCCCUCAACAGAACUCCUCGUGCCCUACGGCAGGCCUCCCUGGGGCAGGCUUGCUCUCCAGGGGGGUUAACUGGCCUGGCCGCUCUCCGUGCCGUGGGGAUAUCAGUCUCCAGAGCCGGCCGGCUAGCACCUGUCAGUGUGUAAACGGCGUGGCAGCUCAGAUGCUGUUUUAUCAUGGGUGGGAGCAAUGGGAGAUGCCAUUGAACCACUCCUGGCCUGCUGAGCGCUUGACAGGCAUGUCUGUGGCAGGAGCCUGGAGCCCAGCCUCCCUGGAUUGGUGACAUUGAAGCUGCUUGUGAGGCUGCAGGCAGGUCAGAAACAGCCUCUGGUUUUGAGCUGAACUGGGUUUGAACUCCGGGUUCCCGAGCAACUUCGCUUUCCAAGAUCCCCUCUGUGCCUGCACCUCACAGAUGCAUGUGCCUGAGCUAAUCCUGUGCCCUGAGUACCUUGCUGAGGCGCUGUCCCCUGACAGGAACUGACAGCGUGCUCGUCUUUGUCCCCUUCGCUGGGAGCUGGCUUGCAGCUUUGAGAAAUGCGUGCUGACAAGGGCUGGGAGUGGUCGCAGUGACUGUGCAGAGACUGGCAGGGCUGGCCUCCCGGUGACUUGAAACAAGCAGCUUCGCGGGGCACCACGAAGGCACCAGCCCUCGUAGCUGCAAAUCCGCCUGUCGUGCCAUCGUCCUCUCUUGCUACAGCUGCUGGAAGCCCCACCAGCGUCCCUGGAUACUGGGUUGGGCGAGAGAGAAUCUGGCUGCCUGGGAAAAAUCCAGCUUCAGAAAUGUGCUGGUGUGAGGCUGGUGCAGCUUCUCUCAGUGGCUGGUGUCCAGCUGCAGGGUACUGCAAAGCAGUGCAUGGCUCCUCUUGCUAAGGGCAGGGCAGUUAUCCAGCUGGCUUUGCAGCAUUUUUCCCGGGAUGUAUUGCUAAGCGCUGACAUGCUUUUCAGCAGCGUCUGCAGGCUGCUUCCCUGGAUCUCCCCCGGGCAGCAAGGCCUCCGGGCUGAAAACCACCUUUUGCAAGGCUGCUGUCCAACUCCCAGCACAAUGGGCUUGUGGGGCAGGUGCUGCUGUGCCCUGAGGGCUGGCUGGAAGGGAGGGACAUUGGGGUGUGUAGGGCAUCUGGGUGUGUCAGUGCUGUCCAGCCAUCCAUUCUCAUCGCUGCCUUUGGAAGGGAGGUGACACUUCAGCUGGGGUGGGGGGAAGGGAGGAGUCAGUGCCUUACUAUAUUGUGUAUUGGGGUAGCCGUGUUAGUCUGUAUCCACAAAAACAAGGAAUCUGGUGGCACCUUAAAGACUAACAGAUUUAUUUGGGCAUAAGCUUUCGUGGGUAAAAAACCCAUUUCUGCAGAUGCAUGGAGUCUCCAUGAAAGCUUAUGCCCAAAUAAAUGUUAGUCUUUAAGGUGCCACCGGACUCCUUGUUGUUUUUACUGUAUUGUGCUGUGUGCACACUUACAGGUGUCCUCACCUGCAUCUCAGGCGGGGUCCCCGUGAUUAGAUCUUGGUGUCAAAGACCGGUGGGUGCGUGGCUUUUGUCAGCGUUGGGCAUCCAGGGAAGCUGAAGAUCUCUUCUUCGUGCAGUGCUAGCCCUGAGAACGGUGUAUUUAACCACAAAGGGGGCAGCCGCUGUUGCCUCUGCAUGGGGCCAGUUUUAUUGCAUGCCCUGCAGUUGAGGGCUGGCAGUGGUGGUCCCCAGGUGAACUGCAGGGCCCAGCUCCUGGUUUAGGGCGGGCAAAGAACAUCAGGGUGGCGAACUGAGCUGCCCAAGGAAUAGAGAUGAUGCCUGAGGUCAGAAAGGGGGUGCUAAUUGUGGCACCUUCUUACGCGACAUAUCUGCCCCCCAUGAGUCCGAGUGGUAGGGACCAUUGGAUUGAGCAUGAGGCUGGUGGGGAGUGACCUGGGUUCUGACUUGCUUAGUGAUCUUGGGCAAGGUCCAUGUGCCCUUUCAUCCUGGGUGCUGAGCACGUCUCUGGUCUCCCUGUUGGUGAAAGGAGCGGAGGGAGAGGAAUGGUCCUCACCCCCAUUUUGGAAUGGGCUUUGAGAUCUGCUGGAAAAGCACCAAGUAUUUACCUGCCUCCCCUGAUGCCACACCCAGUCUUUGCUCCUCUUAGCUCUGUCAGCGCCCAACAGUCUGGACCCCACUCUGCCUCAUGCGUCAAUGGAAUUGUCUUAACGUUCGACGCUUGGUUAUUGAUAACUGACGUAAACAACCACUGUUUGGCUCGCUGAUCCCAGCUGGUGUCACAGCACUGGCAGCUUGGACGGUGUUGGGGGGAUCAUCCUGUUCACUUGUAAACUGAGCCCACUUGCUUUGCAAUACCUGGAAAUGAACAUGGGUCAUCACUCCCCAAUCACAUUUUUCUUCUAAGAGCUGUAAGAAAGAAGAGCAAGAACACCGCUGGGUAUUUCUCUGGUUUGUCCUGGUAUGAUGUACAUGGAGCCCACAGUUCCUAGACAGAGAGAAAUGUUCCAUUUCCUCCUGUGUUCUCCAUCCAUCUGUUCAUCCCUUUCUAUCCUUCCUUUCCUGUCUUCUGCUGACCCCAGUAAAUAGAGAGAGAACACCACUUAAACCAUGUGAACCAGCACCGCGGCCGCUGGGUCCAUGCGUCCUACGACGCCUCCCACUGGCCGCCCUCAGCUCUGGUGACCGUUCCAUUUCCCCCCUUGCUGGUCAUCCCCCCGUUCCAUUUCCCCACUUGCAGGGCUGGGGGUGGAGGCUAGUUAAAGGCAGUAUGAUGGUGUGGUGGGGAAUUGGAGGGUUCGUGGCAUUCCUAGCCCACCUGAUGGAUGGUGCUGACAGCCAGUUUGGGUUAGGCUUUGCACUCUUUUUUUUUUUUUUUUUUCCUUUGAUGCCAAAUCAGUGGAUUUAGAAACUGCCUUUAAAUGAUAGCUAUUAAUUGGAGGUGCCCUUAGCUUUCCCCUGGAGUUCUGCUGCACAGAACUUCCACAUGAAUGAGGAAGGUUCCAUGCCCCGGAGAGCAACCUGUUGCUUCCUGAAUCACGACAGGGUCUCUGGGUUGUAAGCAGUGGUCUCUAUUGAUGCAAUCACUGUAUGUACUCACACACGAUACGGUGCCACUGAUCUGAUGGCUUCUCUGCAUGUGUUCCGGUGAGUUAAGUGUGACUGUCCAGGCUCUAUGUCUAACUUUUAGGUCUUAUGAUCAUUACUUUUGUAAUUGCCCAAAUAAUUUAACUGGAAAUUGAACUUCCAAGGAAAGGGGAAGGGGAGGCGGAACUUUUAGCAAGUUAUAACCAUUGGUUUUUGUUUUAAUAAAACAAUGUGAAAUUUGA